Messenger RNA from Culex pipiens pallens (northern house mosquito), 1419 nucleotides. RefSeq names its product dynein light chain 1, cytoplasmic. The transcript is spliced from 3 exons. Bases 359 to 628 code for a protein of 89 amino acids. Lineage: Eukaryota; Metazoa; Arthropoda; Insecta; Diptera; Culicidae. Gene Ontology annotation, cellular component: cytoplasmic dynein complex. Gene Ontology annotation, biological process: cilium assembly; microtubule-based process. Gene Ontology annotation, molecular function: dynein light intermediate chain binding; dynein intermediate chain binding. The record is from RefSeq and is a predicted model, not a curated record.
UGCCGCGCGAAGAAGAUCAAAGUUGAACGAGUUUCGGAGCAAAGCAGUCCUUGCGGCGCGCGUUAGUGACACCGAAUUUUUCAUUUUCGCCUCUCCCCCGGUGUGUGACACGGAUAUUGAUCGCGGAUUGACGAACGUCGGGCCGGAAGUGUCUCGAAUUGGGUGAUUAAAAACACGGUGACGAAAAGUGCGACUUUGCGAAGGAUAUUCGCGACUAGAGCUUGGUAGAGGAUUCCGUUCACGGAUUAGGUUCCGGUAGAAGAAGGCAGCAGUAGCACACGACAGGGCAUCACCCUCCAGAUCGUCCCCGAACCGGUCGACCCGCAGCAGCAGCAACACCCGAACCAGCACCAGCAAAAUGAGCGAUCGCAAGGCAGUCAUCAAGAACGCCGACAUGGGCGAGGAGAUGCAGCAGGACGCGGUGGACUGUGCGACGCAAGCCCUGGAAAAGUACAACAUCGAAAAGGACAUUGCCGCGUACAUCAAGAAGGAGUUUGACAAAAAGUACAACCCCACCUGGCACUGCAUCGUCGGACGGAACUUUGGCUCGUACGUCACGCACGAAACGCGUCACUUUAUCUACUUCUACCUGGGACAGGUGGCCAUCCUUUUAUUUAAGAGCGGUUAAGCGGCGCCGGUCAACGCGGAGUGAGGAGGUGCAGGAAGCGCGUGCUUUAACAAGACAAGGAUUUAGGGGAGCGUAGCGCGUUUUGUGUGUAUACAGGAAGAAGAGAGGCAGAAGUCAGGAGAGUAGCAAACAAACACAGCAGCAAAAGCAGCAGCAGCAGCAGAGCAGGAACACAUUCUAUUUACUAUUACUUCUACUAUUAAUGAUUAUUACUACAAUUAAUGAUGCCCAACAACAACAACUCCAGAAAAACAACAUCCCGGAUGGUGUGAGCCAGGCAGCUAUGUGAUAUCCGAGGGAGCUGUGCUGUGUGUGAGAUGGCGCUCCGGCUUCCGGAAGGAACGCGUGGGUCUAGUUCUCAACCAACUCAACUCAAACUUAAGCAAAUCCUUUCGAACGAGACACAGAAGAACCAACCAACCAACACACUCGGUGAAGACAGACAGCGAUUGAGAGAGGGAGAGACGGCUAUAGAUCUUUUAACAAAAACGAUUUAGGAGCACAUUAUGUAUAGACACAUCCAGUGGGAGAGGUAGUAGUUUUUUGAGGAAGAAGAUUCGAUUAUAUUCCAAGCAAAAUUUGCGAAUGAAAUACCUGGGUUUAGAGCAAAUUUAUUGAACCAUAUUAUAAUUUUUUGUUUUGUAAACACACAGGCUUACAAAUUAGUGUGAUGUGUGUUGAAAGCUGCGUAAACGAUCGGUAACUGUUUUGAUUUUUUUUUCUCAUAAUUUUCUUAGUCGCCACAUUGAACUAAUAAAAAAAUAACGAUAACUGGAGGACACAAACACAAA